AUGAUCUCAAAAAAGUUUUUAUAUAGUGAGCAAAUCUUGCAGCUUGUAUUAGCGUUAAGUUUACUUCAAGUAGAUCCUAUAAAUUAUCUGGAAUGGGGGGUGUCAAGGGUUCACAAUUACGAUGAUGGCUCACCAUGGCAGUUAGAAAUAGCUCCUACAUCAUUUUCCGACUAUCCAUAUAUGAAUCGGAAGACUUAUGUCCCACUAAUAGAGGAUUUAAUAGAUUUAGAUAACAAUAGAAUAAGAAGUUACGAUGUGCAAGCUUAUCUGCUCAACUUUGAUAAUACUUAUCCAACGCUAGGGUCUACAAAUGACAAUGAAAUUAACAAUAAUAAUCAUAAUUAUAAUAAUCAAGAAAGAAAUUCUACCUCGAAUACUUCAAUAGCUUCUAAUACAACAAGUAUUAAUCAUAGUGACAACGAAAGUAGCAAUACUGAAGCAUCAUCAAUAGAACCUACACUGAAUCUCGUUAAUUUAGUUCGGAAUAGAUUUCAUGAACUUGAGCAUGAUGAUGUCUUUUUAAAUUCGGAUCUUUCAGCAAGUGAAAACAUUGAAUCAAUUGUUGAUCAAAACCUAGCUGAUCUCCAUGACUACGAGGAUCGUCAAAUGCCAAACUUCCUCAAUGUUCCCGUAAAGCAUGAAAAUAUCGAGCAAGGAUUUCUUGUUGGACGACAAGAUGAAUCACAAAGUAUUGAGAAUAGAUUAAGCGUAUUGGAAUUAAAUUUGAAUAGGACUGAAUUAUCAACAUCAGAUGUGAUAGACUGGAAUGAAUAUCUUUCUCUUUUGAAUGAUUCUUCGACAUCAGAAGAAGUAUUUCGAAAACAUGAUAAAGAAUUAACUGAAAGUAUUAAGACUGAAGCUAAUGAAAUAAGUUUUGAAAAUGACGGUGAAUUAGUAACAUCAAGUGUAGAGCUCACAUUGGAGGAAAUGGACUUAAUUGAAGUACUUUGGAAGCAGGAUGUGGAUUUGGGAUACAACCCUCCAUUAUCAGUGUCACAAAAAGAAGCCACAGCAGAAGAUGAUAUCGAAAAGUUGAAAGCUCUGCUGGAAAUGAAAGAUGAUAAGCCAUCUGAAGAAAGCAACAAUCUUAAUCCAUGGGCAGGUUUAUCAUACACUAUUGAUACAGAAACUGGUGAAUAUAUUUUACAAUCAAACAACGGUGAAAAUAAUUCAAGCGAAUUUUUAUUAUUCGAUGAACCUCUGCAGUUAAAUAAUAUCAGUGAAUUAAACCAGAACAAGAAAGGAGAAAAUACUGUUGAAAAAGUAAGCGAAGAGUCGAAAAAAGAAGAUUCAGAAGAAACAACUGAAGAUCUUGAGGCAACACUUGAAAAUAAUUUAAAACUUGAUAUUGGAGCGGAUAAAGAUGAUUUUGAUUUCGAUUUAAAUUCUUCAUUGUCCAUAUUACUUGACGAAACAGAAGACCUUGAUUUACUCAGCGAAAUGAUGAUUCAACCAUCAGCAACGCAUUUUCAACAUCCUCGACAAACAAAUCAGAAUUAUGCACACUGUGUCAACAGCUAUCGACAAUCUAGCUAUCAGGGACGAGUUCCUUCCUUGGGUCGCACAAUGUCGAUGGAGCAACGCUGGCAAGAUUUGGCCAAUUUGCUAAGUUUUCCACCUGCAAUGGGAAUGGCUGAUAUGUCCUCACAUGCCAGCGCUCAUUAUCCACCACAUUAUCCUUAUCAAAUUUUUCAUUUUCCUAAUCAGGCAAGCGGACCGAUGACACAGCACGGUCAAUUCGCUCAUCCACAUUCCCAUCCAGCCGUACUUCAUAACGCGUCACUCGCUGAUAUUUCAGCACAACCUUCAACAUCACAUCACUUGCAACCAUAUAGCUCUAAUUUGGGCUCUGCUGUUGCAUCGAGCAUGCAUUUGACAAACUCAAACUCAGAAACAGAUGCAGGAAACCAAACACCGUACAAAAUGGAGCAUGAUUUAAUGUAUUAUUCGCAAGCAAAUCCAGCAGAAAUUAAUCAUCCAAGCGACGGCAUUUUGAAUAUCUUCAACGAUGAAGACUUACAACUUAUGGAUAUGGCUGUUAAUGAAGGAAUGUACACUAUGCGUAUGUUGGAUCAAAACAAUAGCUGUGCUAAUGCCUCUCUCGGUUCAACAAAUGCAUUGAUGGGUUCAAAUAUGCACACAAAUUUAUCGUCGGGUAUUGCUUCAACAUCCACAAGCAGUUCAUCUACAGCACCACAUGUCACCAGUGGUGAUAGAUUAGACGCAUCUAGCGACAGUGCUGUAAGUUCAAUGGGAUCAGAAAGAGUUGCAUCACUUUCUGAUGGUGAAUGGAAUGAAGCUGGCAGUGACUCUGCUCAAGAGUAUCAAUCCAGAAAGUUUAUCGGACCAUAUGAUUAUCGUUACAACAAUAGUCGCAUGAUGGAAACAAAUCGACAACAAGUACCACAAAAGAAGCAUCAAAUGUAUGGCAAGAGAUUUGCACAUGAAUCACUUUUGCCUCCACCGCCACCAAUUCAUCAUCAUCCAUCAAAUGUUGGAACUUCAGAAGCCAUUCCUAAUAUUCCAUUAAAAUAUGAACCAUAUGAAGGAUACACAAAUGCUGUAAAUCAAACAUCAUCAGCAGCAUCGAGUGUCAUCAAACCACCAACAACCUUAAUGGAUCCCGAAAUGAAAUAUUCAUACUCACUUGAUUUUCCACAUCAAAGACAUAAGAAUGCAAACGGCAUAUCUGCAAAUGAACUUAUUAGUCACAACCAUACAUAUGUCAUGCCUCCACAUCCUCAUUCAGCGGCACAGCUAUUGAAUGGAAACGGUGCCAAUCCGAAGCCACAAACUCGUGAUAAAAAAUCGAAAAAGAUCGAAGAUGAACAUUUGACACGAGAUGAAAAACGCGCAAGAUCUUUGCAAAUUCCAAUCACGGUGCAAGAUAUCAUUAAUUUGCCAAUGGAUGAAUUCAACGAACGUUUGUCAAAGUAUGAUUUGAGUGAAAAUCAGCUCUCUUUAAUAAGAGAUAUACGUCGUCGUGGAAAGAACAAAGUAGCAGCACAAAAUUGCCGUAAACGUAAACUCGAUCAAAUCGUAUCGCUUGCUGACGAGGUGAAAGAUAUGAAGAUGAGAAAGGAGCGUUUCCUUCGCGAGCGAGAAAUGCUUUUGACUGAACGUAGACGCAUAAAAGAUAAAUUUGCUGCACUUUAUAGGCACGUUUUUACGAAUUUGCGUGAUAAUGAUGGAAAUCCAUACAGUUCUUAUCAGUAUAGUUUACAACAAUCUGCCGACGGUUCCGUUGUUUUGGUCCCAAGAUCCGAUCAAAAUUCUUCAGAUAGUGCAUCGAGUGGAUCAUCCCGUGGCAACAAUAAUAAUGGGAACGGAAAUGGACAUAAUUCGCACGGAAAUAAUUCACCAAACUUUAAAUAA
Messenger RNA from Chironomus riparius, 3375 nucleotides. The record is from the annotation of a GenBank genome assembly. NCBI's taxonomy places the organism in Eukaryota, Metazoa, Arthropoda, Insecta, Diptera, Chironomidae.